Messenger RNA from Lepisosteus oculatus (spotted gar), 2665 nucleotides. RefSeq names its product solute carrier family 25 member 12 (gene slc25a12). Gene Ontology annotation, biological process: L-glutamate transmembrane transport; malate-aspartate shuttle; aspartate transmembrane transport. Gene Ontology annotation, molecular function: L-glutamate transmembrane transporter activity; calcium ion binding; L-aspartate transmembrane transporter activity. The record is from RefSeq and is a predicted model, not a curated record. Lineage: Eukaryota; Metazoa; Chordata; Actinopteri; Semionotiformes; Lepisosteidae.
AUUAAUGCACGGCUGGAAAAAAUAAACGAGAGAUGCCAUGCGGCUUUCUAGUCUGACCUACAGGAACUUCCUGACGAGUAAAGCGGCAACGGCAAUAACCGAGGGCUCAUUGAGCGUCUCAACCAAUUUAUUCCCACGCUUCUAGGGGGCUCACAGAGCACGGAGGAGCGCCUGCGCGAGUUGCCGUGACGUCACACCCAGCAUGGCGGUCAAGGUGCAAUCCACUAAAAGGGCUGACCCUAAUGAACUGAAGGGUAUAUUUUUAAAGCAUGCCAGUGUCGAAAAGGAUGGGGAGCGUUACAUGACCCCCGGUGAUUUUGUGCAGAAGUACCUGGGGCUCCACACACUGCCCCAUCACAACCCCAAAACUGUGCAGCUCAUAGCUGGAGUGGCUGAUACAACUAAAGAUGGACUCAUCUCCUUCCAAGAGUUUCUGGCCUUUGAGUCUGUCCUUUGUGCCCCUGAUGCCAUGUAUAUAGUGGCCUUUCAGUUAUUUGACAAGAACGGCACUGGAGAUGUGUCCUUUGAAAAUGUCAGAGAUAUCUUUGGACAGACCAUCAUUCACCACCACAUCCCUUUCAACUGGGACUGCGAGUUCAUUAGGCUUCAUUUCGGCCAUGACCGAAAGAAGCACCUCAGCUACCCGGAGUUCACUCAGUUCUUGCAGGAGCUGCAGCUGGAACAUGCCAGGCAGGCUUUUGCCCAGAAGGACAAGAACAAAACUGGUGCCAUCACAGCCUUAGACUUUAGUGACAUCAUGGCUACGAUCCGCUCGCACAUGCUGACUCCCUUUGUGGAAGAGAAUCUCGUCUCGGCAGCCGGUGGGAGCAUCUCUCACCAGGUCAGCUUCUCCUACUUUAAUGCAUUUAACUCUCUGCUCAACAACAUGGAACUGAUCCUCAAAAUAUACAGCACACUAGCAGGCUCGCGGAAGGAUAUCCAAGUGACUAAAGAGGAGUUUGUUCAUGUUGCCAAUAAAUUUGGUCAAAUCACACCUUUGGAGAUUGACAUCCUCUUUCAGCUCUCUGAUCUUUACACUCACUCUGGGCGGCUGACUUUGGCUGACAUUGAGAGAAUAGCACCAUUGGAGGAGGGAGCCCUACCCUACAACCUGGCCGAGAUCCAGAGACAGCAAGCUUAUGGAGAAGCCAGCAGGCCCAUCUGGCUCCAGGCUGCAGAGUCUGCUUACAGGUUCUCUCUGGGCUCAAUUGCUGGAGCUACGGGGGCCACAGCAGUGUAUCCCAUUGACCUGGUGAAAACACGGAUGCAGAACCAGCGAUCCACCGGCUCCUUCGUAGGCGAACUGAUGUACAAAAACAGCUUCGACUGCGCCAAGAAGGUUCUGAGAUACGAGGGCUUCUUUGGGCUGUAUAGAGGUCUUUUGCCGCAGCUUGUAGGUGUCGCUCCUGAAAAGGCAAUUAAACUUACUGUUAAUGACUUUGUCAGAGACAAGUUCACUAAAAAAGAUGGUUCCAUCCCAUUGUUUGCAGAAAUCAUGGCUGGUGGAUGUGCCGGAGGCUCUCAGGUGAUCUUCACUAACCCCCUGGAGAUCGUGAAGAUCCGGCUGCAGGUGGCGGGAGAGAUCACCACCGGUCCCCGCGUCAGUGCCCUCAGUGUGGUGCGGGACCUGGGCUUCUUUGGCCUGUAUAAGGGAGCAAAAGCCUGUUUUCUACGUGACAUCCCGUUUUCUGCAAUUUACUUCCCUGUCUACGCUCACACCAAGACCAAGUUCGCUGAUGAGAGUGGCAGAUUGGGUGCCUUACAGCUGCUAGCUGCUGGUGCUAUUGCUGGUGUGCCAGCUGCCUCUCUGGUAACCCCUGCUGAUGUCAUUAAGACGAGACUUCAGGUGGCUGCCCGCGCAGGGCAGACAACCUACACCGGAGUCAUUGACUGUUUCAGAAAAAUCCUCCAGGAAGAAGGUUUCAGAGCUCUUUGGAAAGGAGCGGGAGCACGCGUCUUCCGCUCAUCGCCACAGUUCGGCGUUACUCUGGUGACCUAUGAACUUCUGCAGAGGUGGUUCUACGUUGAUUUUGGAGGAAGCCGCCCUGUAGGGUCGGAGCCUACCCCAAAAUCCAGGAUCCAGGAGCUGCCUCCGGUGAGCCCUGACCACGUGGGAGGAUACAAGCUCGCCGCCGCCACCUUUGCCGGGAUCGAAAACAAGUUUGGCCUUUAUCUGCCGAAAUUCAAGUCUUCGGGUGUUGUGUCCAUCCAUCCGGCAGCAUCAAAGGAAUCUCAGGGGUCUUAAAUGGCAGCAGUGCGGUGUAGUUGAAGAUGAGGCUGGGCUUUCAUACCAGUACUGUAUUGAACUGAUUGGGCUGCAUGUUUGUUGAGCCGAGAUGUCUGCUAACCUUUUCUAUAUAUGAUUUUGUUUUGUCUUCAACUGCUUCAAUGAAACUUCUGUAUCAAGGCCUCAUUUCUAUGCAUUUUUAACUUUAUAGUUCUUUUUAAAAAGCUGCAUGGAUAGAGCUUUUACGAUUUGCUUUGCACAGCUUGCACAUAUGUAACUGUACAUAUUGUACAUCUUUGUACAGAGACAUCAUGGCGUUGAAUGGAUCAUAUGAGGCAUUUCUGCAAUCAUGAGUAGUGGCUUAAAAUGAUGUACAGAUGUUUUGAAAGUGUUUUAUUAAAAAUCAUGACCAGAAUAUUAGUAAAUAAUUUAAAUUAA